UUCCUCCUGAAAUUUCAGAUCCCGUCCUUCCUGCAAGCCAGCCCCGGCCGAGUAUAUACGGCUCCACUCUCUUGUCUCUCCUCCGCCAGUCUCCCCUUCGCCAUCGCCUUCUCACUUCCCACGUGCGACAGCCAUGGAAGUGCGACGAAAGAUUCUGCACGUGCGACGAAACGGCGACUCCGCCAAGACGCCCACCUUCGUCGCCGCCACCAAGAAGCGACCUGCCCCGAGAGUCGAGACCGACGGCGAAGAGGACAAGCAGUCGUGUACGAUGUGUUCGUGGUGCCAAAACCUCGGACCGAGGCAGUUCACGGUGCCUGAGGAAAAGGAAUCCGCGGGUAAAGGCAAGGGCAAGGGGAAGGACUUCUGCUCGGAGCUCUGUUUCACUCAAUAUCGAAGGGCGACCUUCAAACGGAAUCAGAUUUGCGACUGGUGCAAAAACCCGGCCAAUUCCAUCGCUCACGUGGAAUACUCCCCCACAGACACUCAGCUACAAUUUUGCAGCGAGGAGUGCGUGAAGCAGUUGAAGAUGAACGUGUUCUGCAAGGAGACCCAGGCUCACCUGAAGCUGAUGAGGGAGACGCCGAAGGGAGGAACGGAUUCGACCCCCUGUCACGAUCGGAUCCUGAUCACGCCCGACCUAUGGACUUCUCCUCGCGACCCAGAUGGACGGGGCACUCCGACGGCCUCGGAGGCCGAGAUGGGUUCAGGGGUGAGGAAGAUUCGGCGACGGAGAAGGACUCCUUCGUCCGGUCGCCUCCCACCCGCGAGGGAACCCGAAGGGAGAUCGUCCGGCUCGCGCGUCGCCUUCGAUCUCAUCGGGUCUUGCCUCCCUCCGGUCACCGUCUUGGUUCCCGUCCCGAUCCCGAUCCCGAUCCCGAUUCCGAUUCCUCUGCCCAUCCCGAUCCCCAUCCCGAUCGAAGCGAAAGAGAAUCCGAUCGACCCGUGGGAACGUCGCUCGGGAUCGGAAUCGGAUUCGCCGGGGUCGGGAAAGUGCAACGGUCUGGACCUGUCCGUGAAGAAGGAGAAGACUUGCUCCACCUGA
Molecule: messenger RNA, 1045 nt
Organism: Darwinula stevensoni
Lineage: Eukaryota; Metazoa; Arthropoda; Ostracoda; Podocopida; Darwinulidae
Source: the annotation of a GenBank genome assembly